Molecule: messenger RNA, 758 nt
Organism: Merops nubicus (carmine bee-eater)
Lineage: Eukaryota; Metazoa; Chordata; Aves; Coraciiformes; Meropidae
Product: coatomer subunit delta
Exons: 5
Biological process (GO): retrograde vesicle-mediated transport, Golgi to endoplasmic reticulum; Golgi localization; endoplasmic reticulum to Golgi vesicle-mediated transport
Cellular component (GO): COPI vesicle coat; cytosol
Source: RefSeq, a predicted model, not a curated record
CGUGCACAUGAAGAUAGAUGAGAAAAUUUCCUUGACGUGCGGCCGUGAUGGAGGGUUGCAGAACAUGGAGCUGCACGGCAUGAUCAUGCUGCACAUUUCUGAUGAGAAGUGUGCCCGCAUUCGCCUGCAUGUUGAGAACGAAGACAAGAGGGGAGUGCAGCUGCAGACCCAUCCAAACGUGGACAAGAAGCUCUUCACUGCAGAAUCACAGAUCGGCUUGAAGAACCCGGAGAAGUCAUUCCCUAUCAACAGCGACGUAGGCGUGCUGAAGUGGAGGCUGCAGACCACAGAGGAGUCCUUCAUUCCACUGACAAUUAACUGCUGGCCGUCAGAAAGCGGGAACAGUUGUGAUGUUAAUAUUGAGUAUGAGCUGCAAGAGGAGAGCCUCGAGCUGAACGAUGUCAUCAUCACCAUCCCCUUGCCGUCUGGGGUCGGCGCCCCAGUGAUCGGGGAGAUUGAUGGUGAGUAUCGCCACGACAGCCGGCGAAACCUCCUCGAGUGGUGCCUGCCAGUGAUAGAUGCCAAAAACAAGAGCGGCAGCCUGGAGUUCAGCAUAACAGGGCAGCCAAACGACUUCUUCCCGGUGCACGUCUCCUUCGUCUCCAAAAAGAACUAUUGCAACAUACAGGUUACCAAAGUGACCCAGGUAGAUGGAAACAGCCCUGUGAGGUUUUCCACUGAAACCACCUUCCUGGUGGACAAGUACGAAAUCCUGUAGUGCCAGCUGUGGGGAAUUGCAAAGGAAGAAAUUUUUAAAU